Messenger RNA from Lachancea lanzarotensis, 822 nucleotides. RefSeq names its product LALA0S02e11408g1_1. The transcript has a single exon. Gene Ontology annotation, molecular function: hydrolase activity. NCBI's taxonomy places the organism in Eukaryota, Fungi, Ascomycota, Saccharomycetes, Saccharomycetales, Saccharomycetaceae. The record is from RefSeq and is a predicted model, not a curated record. Bases 1 to 822 code for a protein of 273 amino acids.
AUGUUGAUCGAAGAAACUUUUCAAGAUGUUGAAACUAGCUAUAACACCAGCUUGAGGCUCUAUACCUUUUCGCCCAAGAUUCAGGGCUACCCAAACGCUAAAUUUCCAGGUGUGCUAUGUUUUAGCGAAAUUUACCAAGUUACGGGCCCGGUGAGAAGAUUUGCGCAACGUAUAGCUGCACAGGGAUACGUGGUGGUGGCACCGGCGAUCUACCACAACUUUAUGGGGCCUGAACCUUUGGCCUACGACGUCAAGGGCACUGAUAUGGGCAAUGAGUUCAAGAUCGAGAAACCAUUGGAAUCAUACGAUGAGGACACCAAAUUGUGCUGUGACUACCUUUACCGCUUGCCCCAGUUCGAUGGCAAGAAGAUAGGUGCUACAGGUAUGUGUUUGGGUGGACAUUUGGCGUUCCGCAGUUUGCUUGACCAAAGAGUGAACUGUGCAACAUGUUUCUUUCCCACGGAUAUUCACAGUAAAUCUUUGGGUAAGGGUCUCAACGAUGAUUCGUUGCAACGCAUUUCUCAAGAAGCAUCAAAAGAUCAGGAGCUGGUGUUGAUUUUCGGCACUUUCGACACUCACGUUCCUCCAGAGGGCAGAGACCUUAUCCGCAAAGAAUUGAGAGACCAUGGCGUAAACUUCUCGUUCUUGGAAAUCCACGCUGCACAACAUGCCUUCAUCAGAGAUGAGUCCAGCAAGGGUCGUUACGAUGCUGCUAUCACCGAGAGUUGCUUAGGGUUUCUCUUUGAGCAAUUCAAUCGGAAACUUUCCUUGAAUUUGGGGGAGUUUGUUCCUGUUGGUGGAAAAAUCGAACAUGUUUGCUGA